Messenger RNA from Epinephelus moara (kelp grouper), 597 nucleotides. Its product is annotated as extracellular matrix protein A-like. Bases 1 to 597 code for a protein of 198 amino acids. NCBI's taxonomy places the organism in Eukaryota, Metazoa, Chordata, Actinopteri, Perciformes, Serranidae. The transcript is spliced from 7 exons. The record is from RefSeq and is a predicted model, not a curated record.
AUGAACACACGCCUCCUUCACCUGAGAGUGACAUCAUCACCUCCCACUGACACCUGCCGGCAGAAAGGAAACUACGGAGGCCCCAGAGGGUCAAGUGAUGACAGUAAUAUCUGUCACAACGUGGCCGAACGUAAACAUGUCAUUGUCUCACCUGUAACAAAAACAGGUGUCGUCAGACAGGUGUGUUUCCUGACCAGGUGUGUUCCCUGUGCAGGUGUAUUUCCUGUCCAGGUGUGUUCCCUGUCCAGGUGUAUUUCCUGUCCAGGUGUGUUCCCUGUCCAGGUGUGUUUCCUGUCCAGGUGUGUUUCCUGUCCAGGUGUGAUUCCUGUCCAAGUGUGUUUCCUGUCCAGGUGUGAUUCCUGUCCAAGUGUGUUUCCUGUCCAGGUGUGUUUCCUGUCCAGGUGUGUUUCCUGUCCAAGUGUGUUUCCUAUGCAGGUGUGUUUCCUAACCAGGUGUGAUUCCUGUUCAGGUGUGAUUCCUGUCCAAGUGUGUUUCCUGUGCAGGUGUGAUUCCUGUCCAAGUGUGUUUCCUGUCCAGGUGUGUUUCCUGUCCAGGUGUGUUUCCUGUCCAGGUGUGAUUCCUGUGUCUGUAUGUUAA